ACGGCAACGCAGGGCCACGUUCCAAUCCGCGCACUCGAGCCCUAGAAGGUCUUGAUAGGGUGCUCUUAUAAAUGAGACCACUGCGCUGCGAAGAGACCCUGACGUGCGACGUUUAACGUUACAUGUAGGGCGCAGGUGCGCUAAUUGGAACACAGCCGCGUCUGUGCAGGGCGCCCCCGAGAGAAGCAGGGAUGGACGAAGACAACACAGCGGGUCAUUCAAGCUGGAUUAAACAGCACCCUGUGUAUGAAGACCUCAUGAAUCUGGAUGUGGGUGAUGGUGCUCAGGUUUACGCGGCAUUCCUGGUUUACCUAAACCUGACCGAAGUUCGUGGCUGGGAGGAUGUGGUGGGAGUAGCUUGCCCGGAGCUGCAGGUGGUUCUGCUGGAAGGCCGUGAGAAGGAAGGAGAACUGGUCCGAGUGGUCUAUCCACUGCCUGCUCAUAGGACGGUCAGCCACAAAGACUUGAGGUGUAUACUGGACCGAGGACACCCCAUGCUGCUAUGCGCGGUCGCCUCAGACUCCACUCUGGUGUACCAGCAGCUGUGCGACGGCCUGCUGACCCCUGAGCCACCGGUGGGCAUCCAGGACCAGGGCCGUCGACAGCACCGCAAGAGAAGACUCCAAACGUGAGGAGAACUGAGACAGGCACUGUGAAUUUGCUAUAAAGGGCUACUUUCCUCAGCUUCCGUGAAGCCUGACUGAAUUACCUGUGCAGACGAGGGUCAGUGGUCACUACCACAUUUGUAUCCAUGCUUUUCGCUGCUGACUUGCCAUGUUGAGCAACAGGGCUGCACGAUAUGGACUGAAAACUAGAGGUGUGAAUGUACUGGUAUGUAUCGUGACUGUGAUACACUUUACAACAUAUUAAAGAUCCACUUCUGAGUCCA
Messenger RNA from Pygocentrus nattereri (red-bellied piranha), 889 nucleotides. It is a transcript of the gene tsen15, whose product is annotated as TSEN15 tRNA splicing endonuclease subunit. The transcript is spliced from 4 exons. Gene Ontology annotation, biological process: tRNA splicing, via endonucleolytic cleavage and ligation. NCBI's taxonomy places the organism in Eukaryota, Metazoa, Chordata, Actinopteri, Characiformes, Serrasalmidae. The record is from RefSeq and is a predicted model, not a curated record. Bases 192 to 632 code for a protein of 146 amino acids. Gene Ontology annotation, molecular function: nucleic acid binding.